Molecule: messenger RNA, 2658 nt
Organism: Lepisosteus oculatus (spotted gar)
Lineage: Eukaryota; Metazoa; Chordata; Actinopteri; Semionotiformes; Lepisosteidae
Gene: plk2b
Product: polo-like kinase 2b (Drosophila)
Biological process (GO): protein phosphorylation; mitotic spindle organization
Cellular component (GO): spindle pole; cytoplasm; nucleus
Molecular function (GO): protein binding; protein serine/threonine kinase activity; ATP binding
Source: RefSeq, a predicted model, not a curated record
UUUCCCACCACACUUGUGAGGAGAGCAUUAAGGAUUGUUUCGGAAUGGAUAUACUAAGAUCAAUCACUUACCAGCCGGCGAAUAACGGCAAGAUGUCCGAGCAGACGCUCAGCAAAUCAUGCGAGUUUAAAAGAAAGAAAUCGGAGGACCACAGCCACGUAGCUCCUGAGAUGUCACGGAUCAUAACAGACCACACCACCGGCAAAUGUUACUGCCGGGGGAAAGUUUUGGGAAAGGGAGGUUUUGCCAAAUGCUACGAACUGACAGACCUAUCCACCAACAAAGUGUAUGCUGCGAAAAUCAUCCCUCACACGCGCGUUUCCAAACCACACCAGAGGGAAAAGAUUGACAGAGAAAUCGAGCUGCACAGAAUUCUGCACCACAGGCACAUCGUUCACUUCUUCCACCACUUUGAGGACAAAGAGAACAUCUACAUCUUACUGGAAUACUGCAGCAGAAGGUCUUUAGCUCAUAUUCUAAAAGCCCGAAAGGUGUUGACUGAGCCAGAAGUGAGAUACUAUCUCAGGCAGAUCGUCUCGGGACUGAAGUACCUUCACGAGCAAGAAAUCCUGCACAGAGACUUAAAAUUGGGCAACUUUUUUAUCAAUGAAUCAAUGGAUCUUAAAGUUGGAGAUUUUGGCCUUGCAGCGAAAUUGGAACCCCUUGAAAACAGGAGGAGAACAAUCUGUGGAACGCCAAACUACCUAUCUCCAGAGGUCCUGAACAAGCAGGGACAUGGCUGUGAAUCGGAUGUCUGGGCCCUAGGCUGUGUAAUGUACACCAUGCUACUUGGAAGGCCCCCGUUUGAAACCACUAACCUGAAAGAGACCUACAGAUGUAUAAGAGAAGCAAGGUAUCUGCUGCCUUCUUCCCUGUCAGUCUCUGCCAAGCAGCUAAUAGCCAGCAUGCUGUCAAAGAAUCCAGAUGACCGACCUCAUUUAGAUGACAUCAUUAGACAUGACUUUUUCUCACAGGGAUUUACUCCAGAAAGGCUAUCCCCUAGCUGUUGCCACUCUGCUCCAGAUUUCCACUUAUCAAGCCCUGCCAAGAAUUUCUUCAAGAAGGCAGCCGCUGCACUGUUUGGAGGGAAAAAGGAGAAAGCCAAGUACUACGAAAAUCUCAAUAAAUUAACCAAAGAAGAGGAUGAGAUGUACAAACUUCGUCACGACCUGAAAAAGACCUCUAUCAGCCACCAGCCCUGCAAACAAGUGGAGGACACCAAGCCUCCAAUUGCCCCUGCUGGGAAGCCAAUAGUGUUGGUGAAAGAGAACAAACAGCAGAUCCGAGACACAAUUCGCAUGAUUGUGAGAGGAACCCUUGGGAGCUGUAGCAGCAGUAGCGAAUGUCUUGAAGAUAGCACAAUGGGGAGUGUUGCCGAUACUGUUGCCAGAGUUUUGAGGGGCUGUCUUGAAAACAUGCCAGAAGCUGAGAGCAUUCCAAAUGAGAAUAUUAACAGCACCUUCCAGUGGGUGACGAAAUGGGUGGAUUAUUCCAACAAGUACGGCUUUGGUUAUCAGCUUUCAGACAACACCGUUGGCGUUCUCUUCAACAAUGGGACCCACAUGAGCCUGCUCUCCGACAAGAAGACUAUCCACUACUAUGCUGAGCUUGGUCAGUGCUCAGUCUUCUCUACAGUGGAUGCCCCAGAGCAGUUCAUCAGCCAAGUGACCAUUCUGAAGUACUUUGCACACUACAUGGAGGAAAACCUCAUGGAUGGUGGGGAUUUGCCUAGUGUAACUGAUAUGCGCAAACCCAGGCUGUACCUUCUUCAGUGGUUGAAAUCGGAUCGUGCAUUGAUGAUGCUUUUCAACGACGGCACAUUCCAGGUAAAUUUCUACCACGACCACACAAAGAUCAUAAUUUGCAACCAGAAUGAGGAAUAUCUGCUGACAUACAUCAAUGAGGAGCGUGUCUCUACCACCUUCAGGCUGACCACCUUGCUCAUGUCAGGAUGCUCAUCUGAUCUUCGCAACAGAAUGGAAUAUGCCUUAAAUAUGCUUCUGCAAAGAUGUAACUAAAGUCUGAGAACUCUGAGGGACUUUGCAAGAAUGAAAAAGGGUGGAUUUCUAAUCAGUGGGGCUUUGGCAAGCGUUUUCAGUGGAUGUACUUGUAUGUUGACAGUUUGGCGGGCUGGAAGUGAUUUAAAAGGACGGAGGUACGAAACAUCCAACCAAUCCUUUUUGAGAAGAAUGCUGGGCUGGAUCCAGAUGGACUUUUUUAUUUAAAUUUUAUUGUAGAAAAUCUUGCUUUGUUGAACUUGACUUGGAAUUCUGGAUAAUUUAGUCUUGCAGCUUGUAACAUAUGCAUCAACAAAGCAGGGUAAUAUCACGUAGCUCUCUGUAGAGCAAAAUAGACUUAAAACUGUGAAAACAUCCCACCAGGGCUAGAUUGUGGUCAAUUUCUGACAAAGCAGUCUUGUGCUGCCUAGCUGUGAACGUAAGAAAACCUUACUUUUGAAAGUCUGUGUUGGAAUAAGGACAAUUCCACAUGGUGUGUCUGGACAGAUACAUUCCUUGUUGUUACAGAAAUAAAUUAUGGACAAAGUGCAGUAUUUAUUAUUUAUUUAAAACAAAUAAUAAAUUGAAAUAAUUCAUGCUUUUGUGACUGAAACUUGUUUUAAAGUUAUAUCCAUAUUGUUAUUAAAGGCUAUGAAACUGA